Molecule: messenger RNA, 20356 nt
Organism: Porites evermanni
Lineage: Eukaryota; Metazoa; Cnidaria; Anthozoa; Scleractinia; Poritidae
Source: the annotation of a GenBank genome assembly
AUGUCCGCCUCUGAGAAUACCACAAUGAAAGCAGUUCUUUAUAAGCCUGGAGGUGUGGAAAACCUAUAUACGGGUACAGUGGCGAAGCCUUCAGCAGAGAAAACUCAAGUAUUAAUCCGCGUUCGCUACUCAGCAAUUAACCGAGCUGACACAUUGCAGCGUCAAGGUCUUUACCCCCCUUUGCCAGGGGAAUCUGAAAUCUUAGGAUUGGAAGUCUCUGGUUUGAUAGAGGAGGUGGGCGAUGAAUGUGUUGGAAAAUGGAAGUAAGUUCUUAUGUAAAGCAGCUGGGAGAUUAGACAAAAUCAAUCACUGAUAUGCUCAAAAAGCUUGUUGCUAUAUUUAGACACUCUUCAAAAUACCCGCGGAAAAUAAACUUGGGCGUCACAAAAUUGGAAUAAAUUUAAACGGCUAAAGACAAUUUUUGCCUGUUAAGACAAUACUAGUUUACUAGUUCACUUGAUUUUUAGCAAUGGAAGGCGUUGUCAAAAAUAAUACCAUUCUAGUCAGACUGUCCAAAGGAGAGGUAGAUUGGACUUGUUGUUACCCAUUGUAAUCCCUGGAAUGUAAUGUUUGAGUAAUUGGUAUUAGAUAAAUGGUUUGAAUUUAGGAGUCAUAUCUUAAAUAACUGACAUGUGAGCGUCCGGGUGAGUGUAUUCCGUGUGGAACUACACUCGCAAUGUCGACAAUAAACGAUAAAUAAACAAUCGAUCACAGGUCUACAUUCACCUAGACAAUCAUAGUCCACCCCUUGACAAAUCAAGUCUGGUGAGAGCCUAGAUCGCCUGGGAUCCAGCUCAAUCGACUCUCGAUAUGGCUACGCAUAUCGAGUUCCUUUCUUUAGUAUCUACUUGUGCUGAAAUGACUACAGUGUAGUUUGUAUUAGUAUGAUCCAGUGUGAGAAGCAUUGAUGCAUGAAUGUGCAGUGAUGCGGUGAAAGCGCCGUAAAAAUAGAGAAAACGGGAGACUUUUGUCUAACUCUGGCUAAAAUGUGAUGAAGCAGAUUAUUAUAGUUGAAGGGUUCAACCAGUAAUCAUUUUCACAAAUAAAAAGAAAAGUAAAAGAGAAAGAAAACAAGUUGCAGAUUUCAACACUGAAUCGGGUCUUUUGCGCUAGCGAGUAACUAUUGCAGUUUGAAAAACUGGGCAUUAGUAAAAUUUCGAGAUCGGAGCACAGAUCUUAUUCCAGAAUAAGGUUAAUAUAAAGAUGAUGAAGAAGUUAUAUAAAGGAGAUGUCUUAACUACAUGUUUAGUCGCUUUUUUCCCUGAAUUUCUAGCAGAAUCAGUUGCAGACAUGUUGCGUUCCAAAACUUACCGCCGGUAUGAGUCCGCCAUUGUCUUUGUUUAAAAUUCUCCCACUGAGAAAAAAAUGCUGCAUUGUUAUUUCACAUCGUGACUGCAAACAGUCUUUUAUUUUUCUUCUUUUUUAAUUCGCAAAAUUUUACUUUUCCCUCACCGUGCGUGGCUCUGAGGUAAGAAGGACACCCGCAUUAUUUCACUGAGAAAUUUCACUUCUGUCUAGGAUCACCCACCCUAAUAAUUAAUUGUGCACGCAAGGGCCAGCCCAUGCUCUUUUUCAGUUCAUUAUUACAUCUUUCAUUGUGUGAUUUCAUUUUCACACUCCAGUGAUAAAUAUAAUUAUGAGCAAAACCCUUAUUCCUUUUAUUUUUGUUUUCGCCAUUGUCUAAUUUACCUGAGAAGCAAGACAAGGCCAAUAUGCCUUAAUUGGCUUCUUAGCUCGCUGAUCACAAAACGAGCUGUAGCAGCUGUAAAGCAAAUGUAACCAUACCGGUGAUGGCUACGAGCGUAUGGCAAAAAAAUCACUAGGCUCAUAAUUCCUGGUGUGCCUUAACCUGCGAUCGGGCGUCCUUUUUUCGGGCAUAGCGCGAAAGUCGGCGGACGGGUAAAGGGGAAAAAGAACGCCCCUUUUUGCCUCGCCUAAGAACCGCCUGAUCGUAGGUUGGGUCUGCAAGUAUUUGCUAAAAACGGAGAAAAACCGGGGCUGGAUGUGCGUGAACGGAGAGGUAAUAUUUAAGGGUUUCUCCUCAGUUAUCAUUUCCGAGCCACCUCAAGCGAAACAUUUACUCUAAAACGGCCUCACACUUCAGUUCUCGUAUAUCUCUCUGUAAUCGCUUCUAUCGUCUAAACGCGACGCGACUUUACGACGGCGACGGCGACGGCGACGGCACCGACAACGUCAAAAAGCGAUAGGUUUAUUGAGCAAAACAACAAUUUUGAACGUGCAUCACUCUUUUAUCUAUAUUUCUGGCUGUCACUGCACGACUACGAUGUGAAAAUGCCUAAUUUUACCUUUCAUGGAGUACACGUAAACAAGCGACGAAGAAUUUGCGUUUCACUUUCCAAACUUAAAGGAGGUCCCAAAGAAAUCAGCUUCAGGGAAAUUCCCAACAUUUGACAUUUUCAGCGAACUGGAAUAAAGGCGAAAAAUUGAGAAAAAACGCGAAUUCAUCACUUUUAAAGUGAUGUUCUCGCUGCGGUCGCCGUCGUCGAUGCAAAAACUCCUUAUUAGCGAGCUUAAAAACGACGGCGAUGGCUACACGAAAACGUCAUCACUUAAAAAGUGAAAUCACGCUGCUUCAAACUUUAUCGCGCUUAUUCCAUGUCGUUCAGUUCGUCAAAUGCCGGCUUCAAAAUUUCUUGAGUUGAACUCUAAAAGACUGUAUCGAAGUUCAGGAAAAGAAAAAGAAAGUCAUUGUCUUGUGUUCAUGUCCUCCACAAAACGUGGAAUUGGGCAGUUUCACGUUGCAGUCCUGCGGAGACGGCAAACAGANCUAUUAGCGAGCUUAAAAACGACGGCGAUGGCUACACGAAAACGUCAUCACUUAAAAAGUGAAAUCACGCUGCUUCAAACUUUAUCGCGCUUAUUCCAUCUCGUUCAGUUCGUCAAAUGCCGGCUUCAAAAUUUCUUGAGUUGAACUCUAAAAGACUGUAUCGAAGUUCAGGAAAAGAAAAAGAAAGUCAUUGUCUUGUGUUCAUGUCCUCCACAAAACGUGGAAUUGGGCAGUUUCACGUUGCAGUCCUGCGGAGACGGCAAACAGAAUUAUGUACAAACUAGAAAGAACGUAUCUCUCCCUCGGUGUGGCGCUUAAGUUAAACCGGCUGCUGGGCGCGGUUGGAAACUUGCUCCCUUCUGGCCUCAUAGCUCAGUUGGCAGGGAAUUUAUAAUCCGGAGGUCGUUUGCCUCGCCUGCUCUCUAAUUCCCUUUCAGGGUAGGGCUAAGGUUUAGUAGGGCCUAUAUAUGGUCAUACGGGCUUCACUUUAUCGUCAGCUUUCUUUUAACUUGAGAGGUUUAAUUCUAACGUAAGGGUCUAAGGGAAAGUUAAGUCAAUGGCAGGUGAUACGGAAUGACCAACCAUGCCUUUCUCGGUUAUCUAUAGACCUAGCCUCCCACGCAGGCGUUUUUAGGGGAGCUCGUAGGAAGAAAUACGAGCUCCCCUAAAAACGCCUGCGUGGGAGGCUACUAUAGACCCGACUACAGGUGUUGUGUCGGAGUUGUAAUCUUCCCUUAACCCUUUAAACCCUAAGAGUGAUCAGCACCUAAUUUCUCCUUGCAACAUCAAUGCUUUGUAACUGAGAAUUACGGACAUGAUUGCAGAAGAUAAAUAUGCUUGAUAUAUUAUCAAUUUUUCCCCACUACUUCUGUAGGAAAUGAAUAGGAGCAACAAAUGAGAAUUCAAGUUUUGAUCUCUUAGGGUUUAAAAGGUUAAGUUUCCCUCCAAAUCCGCCCUAACCAGGACAAACCAAGUGAAGAGAGCCGAAUUUGUUCCGGUCUCAUCCUAAGCAUUGCUGCUGGUCUUUCUUCGCAUUCAACCAGCAACCAUUUCGCGAAAUUUUACAGACUUUUGCUCACCAUUCAAAUGCCAGAAAAAUCUUUCGCAACUUUACGGGGGAGCUAUAUCUUUCCUCUUAUCUGAUAUAUCACUCUCAAACCUUCAAAAAUUUUGACGUCCUCUUUGUGUUGUUGGAUUAUCGCUCCUUUUGUUCUUCGCGGAAAGUUGAAAAAAAGAGGGAUGCUCUACUGCCCGCUUAAAUAGCAUGACCCCGCGACUAGUUAUCUAGUCUAUUAACUCAGCCCUUCCAGUUUCCUUAGCUUCACAAAAUAACUUUAGGCACUGUUACGUUCUUUUUUGUAGGAAAGGUGACCAAGUUAUGGCCUUGUUAGGAGGUAAGGAAUGCUAACAGUCUGAAAUACACAAUCAUUAUAUUGAUUAUAGGUUUCUGGGAAACUGCUCACCUACCCCUCCCCUGAGCCAACAUUAACACUAACUUCUCACUAAGGGCAAAAUGUUAGCUUUGGGAAGGGGUAGUUGGGCGGUUUCCCAACAAAUCAAAAACAAAGAACCAAAUAAACUAUUGCUUCCUUCAAACACCUGGCUCAUGGUGUUGCUACGUUUACUCUUCCUAUGAUAAUCAUGCAAUUAUUUAUUGGACAUCUAAAUUUGUUAUGUAAAGUCCAUUUUCAUUCUUCUAGCAACAGAUUUACAGAAUCAGCAGUAACCUGUUCUAAACAAAACACGGACGAGAUCAAAUCAACCUCUUUACCCUCGAAAUGAUAAAAACUUUGAUCCGAUCACAUCCGAUCCAGUUAUUAGUUAUUAAUAAGGAGGGCGCAGGAUAUAGACGGCAGUGAAAACAUCAUUUACAACUUCAACUUCAACUUUAUUUCAUAAGACUAUUGGUUACAAUAGACUGGCCCGCAAAAUAGCAAUUGCUAAUCUAGGCGGACCAGUUAAAAGAAAAAUAAACUGAAAGGAAAAGAAGGGAAAAGGAAAAGGAAGGAAAAAACUACAAUUUUAAGUUACAAUAAAUAAUAUUCUAUCACAGUUUUAUUUUAAUUACAUUAAAUCUGAACUAGCAAACAAACAAAUACAUUAAGUGCAUUUGCAUUCUUUAAAAAUUUACGGCCGUUACUGUAACUGACUCAAUUAGUGAGAUGAAGGCAAGUUUUCUUGGAGUUGAAUUUAGAGAGCACGUCAAAGGGUAAAAAGAGAGAGGAGAAAAAUGUCGUCGAACGUUUAAGUCCUCUAAAAAAUGUCACAUUUAUGGAAGUUCGACGUUUUAGUCGUGCAGUCACAACGAUGAAAUGUACAAAAAAGCGUGAUGCACGUGUAGCGUUGUUUUGGCGACCCCGUUACCGUCACCGUCGUUGUAGCCUGCGCCACAGACGAAACUAAGCCUCUGGUUAAGUCCGUGAGCGAAUCAGCGCGGAAAUCCUUGUUCUGGGUCCCAGCUGUUUACCAGGAUUUGAGUACGCGCCAUGAUUGAUCUGUUAAAAAAGCCAUUGUUGAUUUGCCAAUUAGGACGAAAGAAAAUUCGAAACGCGCUUCCGGUAAUUAGUUGAGUCCGUCGGGGGUCCAGAACAAGGAAAUCGGUACUGCCUCUAGUCUCCUUCGCAGCCGUUAUUAGGGUCGUCACGCAACGCUCCUCCCCACUAGUUAGUGCUGCAUCGCACUAACCAAGGUUAAAUUAUGUCUCCAACACAGGCUACCGUCGUUGUUGCUUUUAAGGAACUCCCUACGUAUUGUGAACAGCCUAUCUAAACUACCUUCUAAAAAUUUUUUUGGUUAUUGCUUUUACAGGUGGAGGUUAUGCUGAGUAUGUGGCUGUUGAUGAAGCACUUGUAAUGCCUGUCCCAGACUCUUCCAAACUCUCGGAUGCCGCGGCCAUCCCUGAAGUUUGGUUAACAGCAUAUCAACUAUUGCAUUUUCUUGGCAAAGUUAAAAGCGGCGAAGUAGUAUUAAUCCAUGCCGGGGGCAGUGGCGUUGGUACUGCUCUGGUACAACUGUCAAGGUUAGCUGGAGCAAGGCCUUUUGUUACUGCAGGAUCAGAGGAAAAGAUUAAGAUGGCUGAGUCACUAGGAGCUGAAGGAGGUUUCAACUACAAAACAGGAAAUUUCUCCGGUUGGGUGGAAAAUGUUACAAAUGGUACUUGAUGUUGUUAACUUGUAAUGGUAAUAGGACUGAGUGGAGUCCAAUUCGGUCUGUAAUCAUACGAGUGAUUAACAAAAUCGCACGACUGCCUAGCGGGAGUCCGAUUUGUUUAAUCACGAGUAUGAUUUCAGACCGAAUUGGACGACACGAAGUUCUGUUACCAAUUAAUCAUAACUAUAACAAAAUUUGUUAUAUUUUAGACUUUUUUCUAAUUAAAACACAAGAAAUUCCUAGAGUUUUUUUUUUCCAAGCAGUGAAAAAAGGCCAUUUAAGCACGCGUGUGCGAUGGCGCGUACUGUCCCAUUACACCGUCCUAUUAGUGCUAAAAUCAGAACAGUUGAUAGCCAAUCAGAUUUUGAGGAUUUUGUAACAGUUAUGAUUAAGGAUGAACAAAAGUAAAAUCGUGGUGUUGUGACCUCCUCAGAUACCGUGGGUGCCAGAGACUUUUUUCUCACUUGUGGUGGAAUACUUCGGUUUUGCUUGCAGGCUGACAGGUGACUUGAUCGAAACAAGGAAUGACGCUUGAAAAGCCUCUGGCAUCUAGUGUAUUCUUGAGAUUGCAACUCUGAGAAACUGAGCCUGUAUGCAGAUGUACCCUACCCCGCUUAAUGGACACCUCAGUAUUAUGCACAGUUAGCUUUGUCUCUGAAGAAAGACAGCCCUCACAUUUCCUCUAAAUUCAACCUGCUCAGUACGGAAACCCCGUUAACAAGGACACUUUCUGUGGUCCCCAUAGUGUCCGUACUAACAAGGUGUGACCGUAUCAUAUUAUGUUUCUGUCUCAAGAGCCUGUUCUUGUUCCCAUUUUUCCCUCACCCUGCGGAAAUAAUAUAUUUCAACCUAUCUACGUUUUCUGUUUGUACAGUCCCAUAGCAUAGAUUUAAUGCUUUAUCAAUUCACUAUACUUACCAUUAAUGCAUGUAUUCUCCCAGGUCAAGGGGCAAAUGUGAUCCUUGAUUGUGUUGGAAGCUCAUUUUGGGAACAGAAUAUAAAGAGUCUUGCUGUUGAUGGUCGUUGGAUCUUGUAUGGAUUGUUGGGCGGUAAUAAUGUCUCAGGUAACCUCCUUGGACCUGUCCUCAAGAAGAGAGUUUCACUUAUAGGAACAACACUCAAGAGUAGACCACUUGCUGUAAGUUAUUAUUCUCAGAAGUAUUAGGAUCAGAAUAAAAUGGAGCUAGAGAGAAAAUCAUAAAAAGAAUCAUCUUUUUAGUAAGAUUCACGUGGUAACAUAUUUGUUAACCAGGCACCUGCACUGAAACUUAAAACCUAACAGACUCAUGCAUACCUCAAUCCACUCACUAACCCCCUUCCCGCCCACUUUUAGAAAAAAACGUUUAUUGCAUCAAAUUGUGCCGUGUAGGAGGGUUUUACCUGUUCGCUAUGUUAAUAAUUUUUUCUUUGUCUCUGUGUGUGAAAAGCCAAGGGAUGAGGGAAUUUACGAUCAACAACGGAAACAAGAACAUCCCUAAAAACUGAAUUUGCGUUCUUUUAGUCAUACUUUGUCAAAGUAGGUGAACCCUCCUGAAGUUUAAUUCUAAGCGACUCUAUCCAAGUUCAAACCUGUACAAACUGUACUGAAGUGGUGGAAGGGAGCGUGUACCACUUUUCAAUACCUAUGGUGCCUCACUGUACUUUUUGAUCAUUUUGCAGUACAAAAAAGAGCUGGUAGAGGAGUUUUCAGACAGAAUUGUUCCACAGUUUGCAAAUGGGACACUCAAGACUAUUGUGGAUUCAGUUUUCACCAUAGAUGAAAUCCAGCUUGCUCACAAAAGAAUGGAGUCUAAUGAAAAUAUCGGCAAAAUAGUUUUACAAAUAAUCGCAACUUUACGGGGGAGCUAUAUCUUUCCUCUUAUCUGAUAUAUCACUCUCAAACCUUCAAAAAUUUUGACGUCCUCUUUGUGUUGUUGGAUUAUCGCUCCUUUUGUUCUUCGCGGAAAGUUGAAAAAACGAGGGAUGCUCUACUGCCCGCUUAAAUAGCAUGACCUCGCGACUAGUUAUCUAGUCUAUUAACUCAGCCCUUCCAGUUUCCUUAGCUUCACAAAAUAACUUUAGGCACUGUUACGUUCUUUUUUGUAGGAAAGGUGACCAAGUUAUGGCCUUGUUAGGAGGUAAGGAAUGUUAACAGUCUGAAAUACACAAUCAUUAUAUUGAUUAUAGGUUUCUGGGAAACUGCUCACCUACCCCUCCCCUGAGCCAACAUUAACACUAACUUCUCACUAAGGGCAAAAUGUUAGCUUUGGGAAGGGGUAGUUGGGCGGUUUCCCAACAAAUCAAAAACAAAGAACCAAAUAAACUAUUGCUUCCUUCAAACACCUGGCUCAUGGUGUUGCUACGUUUACUCUUCCUAUGAUAAUCAUGCAAUUAUUUAUUGGACAUCUAAAUUUGUUAUGUAAAGUCCAUUUCAUUCUUCUAGCAACAGAUUUACAGAAUCAGCAGUAACCUGUUCUAAACAAAACACGGACGAGAUCAAAUCAACCUCUUUACCCUCGAAAUGAUAAAAACUUUGAUCCGAUCACAUCCGAUCCAGUUAUUAGUUAUUAAUAAGGAGGGCGCAGGAUAUAGACGGCAGUGAAAACAUCAUUUACAACUUCAACUUCAACUUUAUUUCAUAAGACUAUUGGUUACAAUAGACUGGCCCGCAAAAUAGCAAUUGCUAAUCUAGGCGGACCAGUUAAAAGAAAAAUAAACUGAAAGGAAAAGAAGGGAAAAGGAAAAGGAAGGAAAAAACUACAAUUUUAAGUUACAAUAAAUAAUAUUCUAUCACAGUUUUAUUUUAAUUACAUUAAAUCUGAACUAGCAAACAAACAAAUACAUUAAGUGCAUUUGCAUUCUUUAAAAAUUUACGGCCGUUACUGUAACUGACUCAAUUAGUGAGAUGAAGGCAAGUUUUCUUGGAGUUGAAUUUAGAGAGCACGUCAAAGGGUAAAAAGAGAGAGGAGAAAAAUGUCGUCGAACGUUUAAGUCCUCUAAAAAAUGUCACAUUUAUGGAAGUUCGACGUUUUAGUCGUGCAGUCACAACGAUGAAAUGUACAAAAAAGCGUGAUGCACGUGUAGCGUUGUUUUGGCGACCCCGUUACCGUCACCGUCGUUGUAGCCUGCGCCACAGACGAAACUAAGCCUCUGGUUAAGUCCGUGNAAUCAUGCAAUUAUUUAUUGGACAUCUAAAUUUGUUAUGUAAAGUCCAUUUUCAUUCUUCUAGCAACAGAUUUACAGAAUCAGCAGUAACCUGUUCUAAACAAAACACGGACGAGAUCAAAUCAACCUCUUUACCCUCGAAAUGAUAAAAACUUUGAUCCGAUCACAUCCGAUCCAGUUAUUAGUUAUUAAUAAGGAGGGCGCAGGAUAUAGACGGCAGUGAAAACAUCAUUUACAACUUCAACUUCAACUUUAUUUCAUAAGACUAUUGGUUACAAUAGACUGGCCCGCAAAAUAGCAAUUGCUAAUCUAGGCGGACCAGUUAAAAGAAAAAUAAACUGAAAGGAAAAGAAAGGAAAAGGAAAAGGAAGGAAAAAACUACAAUUUUAAGUUACAAUAAAUAAUAUUCUAUCACAGUUUUAUUUUAAUUACAUUAAAUCUGAACUAGCAAACAAACAAAUACAUUAAGUGCAUUUGCAUUCUUUAAAAAUUUACGGCCGUUACUGUAACUGACUCAAUUAGUGAGAUGAAGGCAAGUUUUCUUGGAGUUGAAUUUAGAGAGCACGUCAAAGGGUAAAAAGAGAGAGGAGAAAAAUGUCGUCGAACGUUUAAGUCCUCUAAAAAAUGUCACAUUUAUGGAAGUUCGACGUUUUAGUCGUGCAGUCACAACGAUGAAAUGUACAAAAAAGCGUGAUGCACGUGUAGCGUUGUUUUGGCGACCCCGUUACCGUCACCGUCGUUGUAGCCUGCGCCACAGACGAAACUAAGCCUCUGGUUAAGUCCGUGUGCGAAUCAGCGCGGAAAUCCUUGUUCUGGGCCCCAGCUGUUUACCAGGAUUUGAGUACGCGCCAUGAUUGGUCUGUUAAAAAAGCCAUUGUUGAUUUGCCAAUUAGGACGAAAGAAAAUUCGAAACGCGCUUCCGGUAAUUAGUUGAGUCCGUCGGGGGUCCAGAACAAGGAAAUCGGUGCUGCCUCUAGUCUCCUUCGCAGCCGUUAUUAGGGUCGUCACGCAACGCUCCUCCCGACUAGUUAGUGGGGAGGAGCGUUGCGUGACGACCCUAAUAACGGCUGCGAAGGAGACUAUGCUGCCCUCCCACUAACCAAGGUUAAAUUAUGUCUCCAACACAGGCUACCGUCGUUGUUGCUUUUAAGGAACUCCCUACGUAUUGUGAACGGCCUAUCUAAACUACCUUUUAAAUUUUUUUUUUGUUAUUGCUUUUAAAGGUGGAGGUUAUGCAGAGUAUGUGGCUGUUGAUGAAGCACUUGCAAUGCCUGUCCCAGACUCUUACAAACUCUCGGAUGCCGCGGCCAUCCCUGAAGUUUGGUUAACAGCAUAUCAACUAUUGCAUUUUCUUGGCAAAGUUAAAAGCGGCGAAGUAGUAUUAAUCCAUGCCGGGGGCAGUGGCGUUGGUACUGCUCUGGUACAGCUGUCAAGGUUAGCUGGAGCAAGGCCUUUUGUUACUGCAGGAUCAGAGCAAAAGAUUAAAAUGGCUGAGUCACUAGGAGCUGAAGGAGGCUUUAACUACAAAACAGGAAAUUUCUCAAGUUGGGUGGAAAAUGUUACAAAUGGUACUUGAUGUUGUAAACUUAUAAUGGUAAUAGGACUGAGUGGAGUCCAAUUCGGUCCGUAAUCAUACGAGUGAUUAACAAAAUCACACGACCGCAUACAGGAGUCCGAUUUCUUUAAUCAUGAGUACGAGCUAGUAUGAUUUCAGACUGAAUUAGAUGACACGAAGUUCUGUUACCAAUUAAUCAUAAGUGAUAACUAUAACAAAAUUUGUUAUAUUUUAGGCUUUUUUUCUAAUUAAAACACAAGAAAUUCUGAGAGUUUUUCUUUUUGCUGGCAGUCAAAAAGGCCAUUUAAGCAUGCGUGUGCGAUGGCACGUACUGUCCCAUGAUUACAUCGUCCUAUUAGUGCUAAAAUGAGGACAGUUGACAGCCAAUCAGAUUUGAGAAUUUUGUUAUCAGUUAUGAUUAAGGAUGAACAAAAGUAAAAUCGUGGUGUUGUGAUCUCCUCAGAUACUGUGGGUGCCAGAGAUUUUUUUCUCACUUGCCAUGGAAUACUUCGGUGUCGCUCACAGGCCGACAAGUGACUUGAUCGAAACAAGAAACGGCACAUGAAAAGCCUCUGGCAUCUAGUGUAUUCCUGAGAUUGCAACUCUGAGAAACUGAGCCUGUAUGCAGAUGUCCCCUACCCUGCUUAACGGACACCUCAGUAUUAUGCACAGUUAGCUUUGUCUCUGAAGAAAGACAGCCCUCACAUUUCCUCUAAAUUCAACCCGUUCAGUACAGAAACCUUGUUAAUAAGGACACUUUCUAUGGCCCCCACAGUGUCCGUACUAACAAGGUGUGACCGUAUCAUAUAUUAUUUUUCUGUCUCAAGAGCCUGUUCCUGCUCCUAUUUUCCCUCACCCUGCAGAAAGAAUAUAUUUCAACCUAUCUACAUUUUCUGUUUGUACAGUCACAUAGCAUAGAAUUAAUCCAUUAACAAUUCACUAUACUUACCAUUAAUAUUAUUUUGUAUUCUCCCAGAUCAAGGAGCAAAUGUGAUCCUUGAUUGUGUGGGGAGCUCAUUCUGGGAACAGAAUAUAAAGAGUAUUGCUGUUGAUGGUCGUUGGAUCCUGUAUGGAUUGCUGGGCGGUAAUAAUGUCUCAGGUAACCUCCUUGGACCUGUCCUCAAGAAGAGAGUUUCACUUAUAGGAACAACACUCAAGAGUAGACCACUUGCUGUAAGUUAUUAUUCUCUGAAGUAUUAGGAUCAGAAUAAAAUGGAGCUAGAGAGAAAAUCAUAAAAAAAAUAAUCUUUUUAGUAAGAUUCAUGUGGUAACAUAUUUGUUAGCCAGGCAUAUGCACUGAAACUUAAAACCUAACAGACUCAUGCAUACCUCAAUCCACCCACUAACCCCCUUCCCGCCCACUUCCAGAAAAAAACGUUUAUUGCAUCAAAUUGUGCCAUGUAGGAGGGUUUCACACGUUCACUAUGUUAGACGCCAAAAGUGAACUGACAGCAUUUUGGUUUUGGUUUCAUUUAUGUGAUCGGUUGGUUUCCCGCAUCAUUUUGGUUUUGGUUUUGGUUUUGGUUAGGGAAAGCUGUCAGUUCACUUUUGGCGACUAAUAAUUUUUUCUUUGUCUCUGCGUGUAAAAACCCAAGGGAUGAGGGGGUUUAUGAUGCAACCAUGGAAACGAGAACAUCCCUAAAAACUGAAUUUGCGUUCUUUCAGUCAUACUUUGUCAAAGUAGGUGAACCCUCCUGAAGUUUAAUUCCAAGCGACUCUAUCCAAGUUCAAACUUGUACAAACUGUAAGUGGUGGAAGUGAGCGUGUACCACUUUUCAUUACCUAUGGUGCCUCACUGUACUUUUUGAUCAUUUUGCAGUACAAAAAAAAGCUGGUAGAGGAGUUUUCAGACAGAAUUGUUCCACAGUUUGCAAAUGGAACACUCAAGACUAUUGUGGAUUCAGUUUUCACCAUCGAUGAAAUCCAGCUAGCUCACAAAAGAAUGGAGUCUAAUGAAAAUAUUGGGAAAAUAGUUUUACAAAUUAUGUAAGACUGUCAAAUAUGACCUCCAGCCAAGAAGAGUCAACUAUAAUUUCUCCAUUUUUUUUCAAUCAUUAUUUUUUUAUUUAUAUAUUUAUGAUUUCUUGUAUUGUAUAUAUAUCUCAAGAAAGGAAUUUUGUUAAGUACCCAAAAAGAAUAGCAAAUAGUGAGAGAGACUUUGCUAGUAGCACCGUAAUCGUAUUUCUGACCACUUAGAAACAACGACAGUGGUGACAACAAAUUGAAGCAACAUAGGUUUAAAAAGCAAGACAACAACUCUGUACCUGCAUAACAUAUACUUUUCAGUUGCUUUCCUGAAUGGUUAGUUUCUCUGCCGUCACUUUCCAUCACAUUAUCUGCAGAAUAAACCAAAGAGAAGCAUUUUGAAAUUAAACAUAAUAAAAAGCUUUAAAGGUCAAAAUAGGUAUUACUUCUUGUCACAUUCAACUGCAGUUCUCUUGUCCUUUGAUAUUCAGUGCUUUAAAUUUCUUCAUAAAAAAAGACUAGAAUAAGUUGAGAAAUUUCAUUUGAGUUUUAAAGUUUGCUUAUAACUACAUAAAAUAUACAGGAUGCAAAUGCUUCUCUUUUUUGUGUGCAGUUUGCUCACACUUGCAAAGUGGCCACUAUGGCUAAACCAAGGACCUGCUGUCCUGACCAAGGGCCGUAAAUGUAGCAACCAUUGUUUUUUUUUUAUGAUGCACGAUUAUUAAUUUGAUAAAGCUCAGAAGCUGUUGGCUUGUCACAAGCAAGUAGAAUGUUAUGGCACUACAGAAGAAAUUUCAGUUGACCACUGUUCUUUUACCAUUUACUUUUAUUUAUUUUUCCUUUUCUUCAGACAAAGGGAAAUAAACCUUGUAUGAACAUUAGACUUGAUGAUCAUCACUUGAAAGUGCUAAAAAAGACAAGGAUCUGCUAGAGUGAUUCGGUGUGCUACCCCCUCCCCCCCUCCCCCUUAUAAUAACUAUUGUAAUUUCUGAUACCUAAAACUGAGAAGAGUGCCCUCUUUGCACGAUAAACCAUUCUUCUGUGAUCCUUUCAUGCCACUAUAAUAUUUCUUAUGGUCUUCUCAAUUGAGAAACCUACCUGUCAUUUAAUGCCUGACAAGACACACAUCAAGAUCCCACUCCCAUACAAUAAACUCUGCAUAUGUAUGUUUUAGAAUGCCAUGAGUACUCUUUUUACUAAAAUCCAAAUCUGGACUUUUUAAUCCGAACAAGGAUAUUUUGUUUCUUUACUAAAAUCCAAAAACGGAUUAUUGAUCCAAAUAAUCCACAACGGAUCAUAUCCAAAACCGAAUACUUUCAAUACAUGAUCCGAAGCGUUUCUUUACUGUGGAUCCGAAAAGAAUGAACAUGGCCAGUGGUAACUCGAAACAAUUAUUUUAAUACAUACAUCAGCUUUUUGACAAGACUGCUUAUCUUUACGGCCAUUUUUUAACCAUAGUCAGGGAUGGGUGGGCUAAUAGCCCCGUAAGAAAGCUAGCUCGCCUCAUACUCAUAGUGAUCAAGCUCCGUAAAGAGUUGGCCCUGUAAAAUGUUCGGAAUGAACACCAAGAUCCAUCAACUGUUUCAAUUUUGACUACCUUCAUGUAGCUAACCUUUAUAGUCUUGUGAACAAACAUCGAUUUCAAUCAACCACCUGAAGCGUUCCAUUUAUACUUGGCCACACUUUGCGCGAGCAGUGUGAAAGAGUAGGUUUAUUAAUGGCCAUGGUGGUGAAGUCCAGUUUCGGUUGACUCCAAGCACUGUCCAAGAAUCGAACUUUCAAGGAUAAAGACCGCCAUCCGCCAUCUUAAAAUUGCGCCCGCGAUCGAUUGCAAUGUUUUCGUGAGAACGAAAACCUUUAAGUAUCGUUGUCAAUGUGUACCAUGCUUAGUUCCAGUCUUCUCUCGGUGGAAAGAUGAUAAGACAUAUUACAAAAGAAGUUGCACGUCUGUGGUUGAUAUCGUUUAUUCUUGAAAUCUUGCUUGUAUCUGGAAAUUCCACAAUGAGAGCAGUUCUUUACAAGCCUGGUGGUGUAGAGAAUCUUUAUAUUGGUACAGUAACAAAGCCAAAAGUAGACAAAACUAAGGUGUUAAUCCGCGCUCACUACACGGCGAUCAAUCGAGCUGACACAUUACAGCGCCGGGGGCUGUAUCCUCCUCCUGCGGGGGAAUCAGACAUCCUAGGGUUGGAAGUUGCUGGUGUGAUAGAGGAGAUUGGCGAGGAAUGUGCUGGAAAGUGGAUGUAAGUAUUUAACACAGUCAAUACUUGCGUCGAUAUCUACGGAGGCUAGGGAGCAUUUGGAUUCUCCCCCCCUCCUUCACCCCCUCCUCCCCGGGGGACUUCCAUUUUCCAGGGGACUUCCAUAUCCCCCCCGCAAAUAUGACUGGAAUCCGAACCCUCAAAUUUUUGUCGGUGCCCUAGGAAAGAUUUUUCUGAAUUAAGGGACAAAAAAUUUUGUUAGCCUCUUUGAAAAAAAAAAAUCGGCACCCCCUAUUCAAAAACCCAUCAUCCUUAUAGGGGGGCGGGGGGACGGGGGGCAGAUAAAUAGAUGCAACGUCCCCAGGUCUCGCUGAGGAGGCACAGAAAAGGGAGUCAAGAAAGGAACUGUCUUAAGAUUAUUGAACAUAUUGGGCAAAUACCGAGAAGGUUAUGUCCCAAAUUAUCCCAUAAUUUGCCCAUUGUUUGUUUUGUUAUAAGUUGUUUUAACCUGGGCGCCAUGAAAAGCUAUGUUCACAUUUUUGUUUUGGUUUUGUUUGUUGAAUAAAUUAUUUCUGCUCUUUUUCUUCUUUUUCCUUCUCUCUCUGUCACACAAUGUUGUGUGACAGACAGAGAGGUACCAGAACUGGACUAGUUCUUGAUGUGACAGGGAUAGAAAACAGAAUGACACUGAUGAAGAAUAACUGUGGGAAGGCAAGGGACUACUCAGCCUGUACUGAGUCCAUGAGGACGUCUGGGUUAUCCUGAUGGGUCUGACUGCAUCAACAAAAUUAAACCUGGCUUUAUUUCCUUAACUCACUGCUAGUAUCUACUUGACCGGUCCAAGUUAAGGAUUUAUCAGAUACACUACUAUAAAAAUUUUUAAAAUGAUUUUUUUUUUCAUUCAGUACAAAAGAUUGUUAUGAUCACGGUUUUCUUUUCUUUUCUUCUUCUUUUUUUUUCAUAGGAAAGGUGACCAUGUUAUGGCCUUGUUAGGUGGUGAGUACAAAAAUUUUGUUGUUUCUACCCACUUGAAGGAUAUCUGUGUUUGAAGUAAGAGUCACCAAAUCUCCCAGAUACAAUGGACUUUCAGGCUUUUCUAUGCCUUAGUUUGGAAUUAAGCCCAUUUAAUUUCUUCAAAAAUUUUACUUUUUUAAUUGACAGCAGAAUUUCUGUGGCAAAUUGCAUAAAUUUCUUCACUUAUGGAGAUUAUUUUUGUCAUUACAAUAAUUAUAAAAGUGAAUUUUGAUGGUUUGUUCUUUGCCUUAUAAAAUGUCCUAAGCCAAUAAUGUACCGGUAUCAUAAUUUGGGCACUGGGUCAAGUGGUGUUUUAUAUCGGAGGAUUGGGGGGAGGGGGGGGGGGGAGGGGGGAUAGCCUGAAUUUCAGACAAUUACUGACGGGGUAAAAACGACUCGAAGAAAUUGUCUGAAAUUGAGGAUUCAGCACAGGGGGGGGGAGGGAAAAAAAACAAAUAGAGUUCAUGUCCGCGGGCAUAAAAUAAAAUAUAUGCCAAUGUUUUGGCCGCGAGUAGGCACCCUUUUAGGAGUAAAAACGACUCGAAGUAAUUGUCUGAAAUUCAGGAUUCAGGCUAGGGGGGUGGAGUGAAGAACAAACAAUAGAGUUCAUGUCCGCAGGCAUAAAAUAAAAUAUAUGACUAUGUUUUGGGCCCGACUCAGCCUCAUUUUGAGCCACUAGGCUCUUGCUGUUAUAUUGUAUUGUUAGUUAAUCACUAGUCUUAAUUUUUAUAAAUUGUAAUUAUCACACAGCAUGUCUGAAAACCAGCUUGCUGAGCCAUUUACCAUGUUUAAAUAAAGUUGAUUGAUUGUUUGAUUGAUUGAGGCGAACGUUAAAAUGACCCGUAAGUCAGGCCCUAAAAACAGUGGUACUCAUGUAAGACAUUCAUUUAAGUUUACAAUGUACAAUGUUAGUCAGGGCUGUAGUUUAAAUAGCUAGAGGCAAGACAAGGCUAAAUAUUAUAGCCUAGUCUACAUGCUGUAAAUUUUGAUUCUUUAUUGAAUAAAAUACAUUCAGUCUUCAGUUGAACUAGAUUGAUUUUUCUGAAAAGAAAGAAAACUGAAAAUAUUAUUUCAGAGAUUUUGGAUUUUAAAAUUUUCUGGGGUAGGGCUUGUCCCCAGACCCUUCUAAGGGCCUUGCACCUUCAACAAUCACUCCAGUUAUGCCAAAAGUCUGGCUACAACUUUUAUAGUAGUGCUGUAAAUUGAAGGAACAUGUUUUUUACUAUCUUCUAAAUUUCCUAUAAAUUGUUUUUAAAGGCGGAGGUUAUGCUGAGUAUGUGGCUGUUGAUGAAGCACUUGUAAUGCCUGUCCCAGACUCUUACAAACUCUCGGAUGCUGCAGCCAUCCCUGAAGUUUGGUUAACAGCAUAUCAACUAUUGCAUUUUCUUGGCAAAGUUAAAAGUGGUGAAGUAGUAUUAAUCCAUGCCGGCGGCAGUGGCGUUGGUACUGCUCUAGUACAACUGUCAAAGUUAGCUGGAGCAAGGCCUUAUGUUACUGCGGGAUCAGAGGAAAAGAUUAAAAUGGCUGAGUCACUAGGAGCUGAAGGAGGCUUUAACUACAAAACGGGAAAUUUCUCAAGUUGGGUGGAAAAUGUUACAAAUGGUACUUGAUGUUCUGGCUAAAAAUGAUUCCUAAACUUGCUAAGAAUUAUGUGCUGUGUACACAUCACCUAUAUUUCCUAAUGUUUUACAGUUGAACCCUACUUUACAGACACCUGCUUAAUAUGGACACCUUGUUACUAUGGGCAGUUUUCCUUGUACCUAGCCCUUAUAUUUUCUCUAAAUUCAGCCCACUUAACACUGAUGCCGUGUUAAUAUAAGGACACUUUCUAAUUCUAUGGUCCCCUCAGUGUCUGUAUUAACAGCGUUUGACUGUAGAUUAAAAUUUACAAGCCUGCUUUAUACAGGUCUAGAAGUUUUUGUUAAAAUGAGUUGAAACCUUAAUUUGUUGUUUGCUUGAGUGAAAUUGUAAGCCUGUUCUUUCCCCAAAUGCUCAAAAGGAUCUGUUGCUAAUGGAUACAGAGAGGUGUAGAGAAGUGACAAGCACACAAACAUUAAAAAAACUUGCUUUGAAACUCUAUCUUGAUCUGAUCGUUGAUGAUCAAACUAAAGGUUCCUUACAAAGUCUUAGGGGACUAAAAAUACAUCUUCUAACAUCUCACCCCCAUGGCAUUAUAAUCAACCCCAAAAAUAAGAAUAUAAAAAUAAGAAAAAAAUAAAGAAAAAAAAGAAAACCAAGAAAAAAAAUGGCUUAACCGGAGUUUGCAUGCUUAAAUUAAGAUCUAUUAUUAUUUUAUUUUCUUCCAGGUCAAGGAGCAAAUGUGAUUCUUGAUUGUGUGGGAAGCUCAUUUUGGGAACAGAAUAUAAAGAGUCUUGCUGUUGAUGGUCGUUGGAUCUUGUAUGGUCUUUUGGGUGGCAGCAAUGUGAGUCCACUGGAGGAGUCCCUGUAGGAUUCCUUUUCUCGAAGUGAAUAUCCUUGCUGUGACUCCUCAUCUAGGGAACCACAUUCAAUAAUAAGAAAACAAAGUCCUAGAGAAUAUAGUCAAUACCAAAUGUUGAUAGAAAUUUAGUCACUUUAAAGUUGAACCUCUUUAGGAUAGCCACCCAUCCUUGGAGACCCAGGGGCAGUUAGUCGGGUCGAUAAAAUGUUCGUGGUGAAAGUUUACUGUAAGAUCAAGACGAGCUACCCAUCCUUGGAGACCCAGGGGCAGUUAGUCGGGUCGAUAAAAUGUUCGUGGUGAAAGUUUACUGUAAGAUCGAGACGCUCGUCUCGAUCUUACAGUAAACUUUCACCACGAACAUUUUAUCGACCCGACUAACUGCCCCUGGGUCUCCGAGGAUGAUAGCCACCUUGCAGGGGCACCCAAUGAGAAUAUAGUUCAAAAGCACUUAAACAUAGCAUUGUAAAACGUGUUUUAGUAUUUAAACGGUAGAUCUAUAAAGGCAUAUUUUUAUCCCCUAAAAAUUUUCCAUCUGUUCGGAUUUCCUAGCUGAAAGUCUAGUGUUCCAAAAAUUGUAGGGAUCAAGACUUACCUUUUCGGAAAUUUCAGCCAGAGAAAAGGCUCCCAAAAUUUCUAGGUGACCUUUUUUAGGGUAAAAAUCCCUUAAAAAUGGGCAAUUAUACCAUUUUUUAGAUGUUCGAAAAUUCUAGGAGAGGCAGGCAAGCAAGAAAUUUACAAAAAAAUGUUCCGAAAAUUCUAGACCUCAAAUCGUCUUCCGAACAGAUAUUUUCCGAAAAUUGACGUUGGAAGCCCCUGACCUUGGGGACAGAAGAAAGUGGCCAUUGUGAAGAAGUGGCCAUAGUAGAGAGGUUUUAAACAAGAGUCAAUAUGUAUGGAAAAAACCCUCCUUCAUGGACACCAGCUUAAUAUGGACACCUUGUCAUUAUGGAGAGCUUUCUUUGUCUCUAAGGAAAGAAAGCCCUUACAUUUUCUCUAAAUUCAACCUGCUUUCUACAGACACCCCAUUAAUAUGGACACUUUCUGUGGCCUCCUCAGUGUCCUUAUUAACAGGGUUUACAGUACAGAAUCCCUACAGUCAGUGUAGGUCAAGCGUACCCCACAAGAUUACAUUAAUGAAUUGAUUAUUUAAAAAAUGAAUCCGGUAGUUGUUCCCAUAACUUGUGUCAAAUUCAAAUCGGCAUUCCUGCAUGCAUAAUGAGCAGUGAGUAUUUUACAAGAACUUCUCUGUAUCUGUUCAGAUUGAACAUCUUUGACUGUUAAAUUGCUUCGAAGACAUUUUCAUCAAAUUCUGGGAAACUGAGCUGGUAGAUAUUUAAUUAACUACCUCGCGUGUAAAUUCACGGCUCAAAUUGCACGUGCAAGAAUGCAGAGAUGAAUCUGAAAUCUACAACUACCAACGGAUUCAACUUCUGAAUAAUAAAUUCAUUAAUGGAAUCUUGGGGAGUACACUUGACUGUAAGUCAAUCGUUUUCUUGUGCAAAUUAUUCCUAUUGUAUUUUAAAACUCAGUGGGAUUGACAAAAUUAAUAUAAAAACCAAUACAAAAUGAAUUCUGGUAGUUGUAGUCAAAUAAGGGCUACGAAGUAGCCUGUCCAAACCAGUUGUGCCGUUAUGGUAUUUUGCUAUGUCAAAACAAAACAAAAAUGGUAAUGGCUGGUUCACUAAUCAUUGGGUAUUAAUUUCCUGCUACAGUUACUGUAGCAUCAAUGAAAAAGUGGAAGAGGGCAACAGGGUGGGAAUGUGGGGGAGGCGGGAAGUGGAAGGAAAAGGGGGAAAAUAUACAAAACUCCUGAUUAUUUUGCGAUAGAAAAAGGGCUAAAGAGGGAACACCUUGAAUGAAGGGGUGGGAGGCAGAAAUGCUAGGCAUGGGAGGUGGGUGGUUUGGACCCCCCUAAACACCCCCUCCCCCCUUCCUCUAUCUGAAAACAGCAUUGUGGUAUUAGUGCAGCAAGAAGACUCCCUGCAGGUACUUUUAUGAUGCCUUACACAAAAAAACGGCUUAUCAUUAUUUUCCCCCAUUCUUUUGCAGUACAAAAGAGAACUGGUACAAGAGUUUUCAGAAAGAAUUGUUCCACAGUUUGA